AUGGCUUUUGUGCUAGCCAUAGUUGAAGUAUUUAUCAUUCCUUUCUGUGUUUGUUUCGAGAAAGCCAAAACGGCAUGUGAAUUCAUCGACAGGAUAUAUAAGGUUUUUGCAUUCGAUCCAAUAGAUAAUGCUAGAUAUAUGCGUCCAUUGUUGUAUAAUCCCGGUAUACCUGUUCCUUCUUCAGAUCCAGAUGCUCCACAGUUUGUUUGA
Messenger RNA from Schistosoma margrebowiei, 210 nucleotides. NCBI's taxonomy places the organism in Eukaryota, Metazoa, Platyhelminthes, Trematoda, Strigeidida, Schistosomatidae. The record is from the annotation of a GenBank genome assembly.